CGCUUACUAUCAUCCACACAACAAGGGUUUAUGGUUAAACCCUGAACCCCAUUUUCUCUUCCAAGAACCAAUUUUGAAAUCAAACUCUGUCCUGAAUUUUAAUCUUCAUAAAACCCGAUGAUUCUUAAUCGCUCCGCUUCGAUCCUCCAUUUCUACAAGCUGUCAUCUCCGCCGAAACUACUCCCCCACUUGGGACGUUCAUAUUUGUCUCUCACUAGUUCUACAUCAUCCUCUCCUUCUAUUAUCUACUCAUUCUGGUUUAAUGGGUCCCGAGGGUCACGAACUAGGCGAUUCGCUUCCGCCUCUGUAGCGCCUGCUGCUGAUAAAAGAGGAAGCGACACGUUCUACGCAGAUGAAAGCGUCUCGUGGACGUCGCUUGGUUUGUCGGACCGAAUCUCUGGUGCCAUGUCUAAUGCCGGUUUCGAGAGGCCAUCUUUGGUUCAGGCUGCUUGUGUACCAUUAAUACUUUCCGGAAAGGACGUCAUAAUUGCUGCUGAGACUGGCAGUGGUAAGACACAUGGUUACCUGGUCCCUCUAUUUGAUAGGAUCUGCACUGAGCCGGAUGGUACUGGGAACACAACCAAUGGUCAAGAAUAUGCUCCUCCCCAUAAGCUUUCUCUGGUUCUUUGCCCCAAUGUAUUGCUGUGCGAGCAGGUGGUUCGCAUGGCUAAUGGUCUUUGUGGAGAUAACGGUGAACCACUUCUCAGAGCUGCAGCUGUCUGUGGUCGACAGGGAUGGCCUGUCCAAGAACCAGAUGUCAUUGUCUCAACACCGGCAGCUCUUCUGAAUAAUAUUGAGCCUAACAAACGGCAUUUUCUGCAUUUUAUGCGUGGUGUUAAAUAUGUGGUGUUUGAUGAAGCAGACAUGCUUCUAUGUGGGGGUUUUCAGAAUAAAGUCAUCCGCCUCAUAAAUUUUCUCCGUCACAGUGAAAAAAAAAUGUCUCAAAUGAAUAUAGCUGCUCUCGCGAGCCCAGUGGAAUCAGAUUCUGAGUCUCUGUCGCAGUUUGAGUCGGAAGAUAAGGAAGAGAUUCAAAAUGAUAUGAAAGAGGAACAUUCUGAAAGUGAUUCUGAAGUUGAGAGCUUGGCAGAGGAAACGGAAACCAGUUCCAUCAAGACAGAGGAAAUGGAAACCAGUUCCAUCAAGAAAAUGGACUGGAAGAGAGUAAGAAAACAUUAUGAACGCAGUAAGCAGUACAUUUUUGUUGCAGCCACUCUUCCGGUGAAUGGUAAGAAAACUGCUGGAGCAGUACUGAAAAGGAUGUUUCCAGAUGCAAAAUGGGUCAAUGGAAACUUUGUUCAUCGUCACAAUCCUAGAUUGAAAGAAAGGUGGGUUGAAGUUACAUUUGAUACACAGGUCGAUGCACUCAUGGAGGCUGUGAAUCAAAGAUACGCAUCUGAAGGGCAUUAUCACGGUGCUGAUGCACGCUGCACUAUGGUGUUUGCAAACACUGUUGAGGCUGUUGAAGCAGUGGCUAAAAUAUUGCAGAGUUCUGGGAUUAAAUGUUAUCGUUACCACAAGGACAACUCUCUUGAGGAGCGUGCAAAGGCAUUAGUUGAUUUUCAAGAGAAAGGUGGAGUGCUUGUAUGCACUGAUGCUGCUGCGCGUGGCAUCGACAUUCCUAAUGUAGCACAUGUCAUUCAGGCGGACUUUGCCACUUGCGCUGUAGAUUUUUUGCAUAGGGUUGGUCGCACAGCUCGAGCUGGGCAAUAUGGACUUGUUACUAGCAUGUACACUGAAGCCAACCGGGAACUUGUUGAUGCAAUUCGUCAAGCGUGGGAACUGGGUCAGCCAGUGGAAACGGCAUUUAGCAGAAAGAGAAGCUUCCGUAACAAGCUUAAGAAGAGAGGUUUGAGAAAAGUCAAGGACAUGUCAAAUACUGAGUUGGCAAUGGCAUGAGGAAUAUGGUAUGUGAUGAAGCCGCGUGACCAUCCUAUAUUGAUUUUGUACUUCCAUUAAUUUGAUGUGUAUUUUGAUGUUUUUGUUAUAUAUUUUUCAUUUAACUCUACGAUCUAAUGAAUCCCAUUCCCCCCCUCCCUGAAAUCUGCACAUCUCUACUUAGAGAUAUAAUACAUUUGAUAUAUUGAUUACUCCAUUUUCUAUUUGGAUAUGUGGAGAGUUCAUACUUCAGUAUUUCAGAUCGGGUUUGUAGUA
Tripterygium wilfordii is the source of this 2151-nucleotide messenger RNA. Its product is annotated as DEAD-box ATP-dependent RNA helicase 22. The transcript is spliced from 8 exons. The record is from RefSeq and is a predicted model, not a curated record. Gene Ontology annotation, cellular component: chloroplast. NCBI's taxonomy places the organism in Eukaryota, Viridiplantae, Streptophyta, Magnoliopsida, Celastrales, Celastraceae. Gene Ontology annotation, molecular function: RNA helicase activity; RNA binding; ATP binding. Bases 118 to 1896 code for a protein of 592 amino acids.